AUGGAUGGCCGAGACUUCGGGCCCCCGCGGUCCGUGCACGGCCCCCCGCCGCCGCUGCUGUCCGGCCUGGCCAUGGACAGCCAUCGCGUGGGCGCGGCCGCGGCCGGACGCCUUCCCGCCUCGGGCCUGCCCGGCCCGCUGCCGCCCGGGAAGUACAUGGCUGGCCUCAAUCUCCACCCGCACCCGGGCGAGGCCUUCCUGGGCAGCUUUGUGGCCGGCGGGAUGGGGCCCUCAGCCUCAGCCCAUGGCAGCCCGGUGCCCCUGCCCUCUGACCUCUCCUUCCGCUCCCCCACCCCCAGCAAUCUGCCCAUGGUGCAGCUGUGGGCUGCCCAUGCCCAUGAAGGCUUCUCCCACUUGCCCAGCGGUCUCUACCCAUCCUACCUCCACCUGAACCACCUGGAGCCCCCCAGCAGUGGGAGCCCCCUCCUCAGCCAGCUGGGCCAGCCCAGCAUUUUUGAUACCCAGAAAGGUCAGGGGGCAGGGGGAUGAGAUUGCGGGGACGGCUUCUACCUGCCCGCCCCGGGGGCGCCAGGCGCCCUGCACUCCCACGCGCCCCCCUCGAGGACCUCAGGCGGUGCCUCCUCGGGCGCCCCGGCCAAAGGCUCGUUGUCGCGGGAAGGAGCAGCCAAGGAGCGGGCGGGCCGCGGCGGUGAGCCACCGCCGCUGUUCGGCAAGAAGGACCCCCGGGCCCGCGAGGAGGCAGCUGCGGUGGGGCCACGCAGCGUCGUGGACCUGACCCAAGAGGCCCGGGCGGACCGCGGCCCCCAGGCCGCCAAGCUCUUCGGCCUGGAGCCCGGGCGGCCGCCCCUCCCCGCCGCCACUGACCACAAGUGGAAGCCCUUUGAGCUGGGCAACUUUGCCACCACGCAGAUGGCUGUGCUGGCCGCGCAGCACCACCAGGCCAGCCGCGCCGAGGAGGAGGCCGCUGCGGCUGCCUCGGCUGCGUCGGCUGCCUCCAAGAAGGCAUACCUGGACCCUGGGGGCGCGCUGCCCCGCGCGGGGGCUUGCGGGCGGCCCGGCGCGGACAUGCAUCCCGCGGCCCACGGGCCUGGCGAGGCCUCGGCCAUGCAGAGCCUCAUCAAGUACAGUGGCAGCUUCCCCCGCGAGGCCGUGGCCGUGCGCCCUGGCGGCUGCGGCAAGAAGAGUCCCUUCGGAGGUCUGGGCACCAUGAAACCCGAGCCAACCCCGACCACCAGUGGAGCCCCACGCGCUCAGGGUCGCCUCCAGCACCCCGGAGGCCCCGCAGCAGGCGGCGGUAGGCAGCUGAAGCGGGACCCGGAGAGGCCCGAGAGCGCCAAGGCCUUUGGACGUGAGGGCUCCGGUUCGCAGGGUGAAGCCGAGGUUCGGCACCCACCUGUGGGCAUCGCAGUGGCGGUGGCUCGGCAGAAGGACAGUGGAGGGAGUGGUCGGCUAGGGCCUGGUCUGGGAGACCAGGAGCGUUCUUUGUCCAUGAGCAACAUCAAAGGGCACGGGCGAGCAGAGGAGGGCUGUGCGGACGAGCGUGGCCGGCACCGGGAGGAGCGGCUGCUGGAUGGGCGGCUGGACCGAGACCAGGAGAAGCUGCUCAGAGAAAGCAAGGAGCUGGCAGACUUGGCCCGCCUACACCCCACCAGCUGUGCGGCCAACGGUUUGAACCCCAACCUCAUGGUGACUGGGGGCCCGGCAUUGUCAGGCUCCAGCCGAUGGUCUGCCGACCCCACAGCCCACCUGGCCACGCACCCCUGGUUGCCCCGCUCGGGCAGCACGUCCAUGUGGCUUGCUGGGCACCCCUAUGGCUUGGGCCCCCCUUCUCUGCACCAGGGCAUGACGCCUGCCUUCCCCCCUGGCCUGGGGGGCUCCCUGCCUUCGGCUUACCAGUUUGUCAGGGACCCCCAAUCGGGCCAGCUGGUGGUCAUUCCCAGCGAUCACCUGCCUCACUUUGCGGAGCUGAUGGAGCGGGCUGCUGGGCCCCCACUCUGGCCGGCCCUGUACCCACCAAGCCGCAGCCCCCUGCACCAUGCCCAGCAGCUACAGCUCUUCUCCCAGCAGCACUUCCUGCGGCAGCAGGAGUUCUUGUACCUGCAGCAACAGGCGGCCCAGGCCCUGGAGCUGCAGAGGAGCGCCCAGCUGGUGCAGGAGCGGCUGAAGGCCCAGGAGCACCGCGUGGAGAUGGAGGAGAAGGUGGGCAGGCGGGGCCUAGAGGCAGCAGGCAAGGCUGGCCUGGCCUCUACAGGCCCCGGGCUGCUGCCUCGGAAGCCCCCCGGCCCUGCAGGCAGCUACAGCAAGACCAUGAGCCCACCACCACCCCUGUCUCCUCGUGCUUCCCCUGUGGCUGCCCUGAAGGCCAAGGUCAUCCAGAAGCUGGAGGACGUGUCCAAGCCACCCAGCUACGCCUACCCUGCCACGCCCAGCUCCCACCCCAGCAGCCCGCCACCCGCCUCCCCACCGCCUGCCCCCAGCAUCACCCGCAAGGAGGAGGCCCCCGAGAACGUCGUCGAGAAGAAGGAUUUGGAGCUGGAGAAGGAAGCCCCCAGCCCCUUCCAGGCCUUGUUCUCAGAUAUCCCUCCCAGGUAUCCAUUUCAAGCCCUGCCACCCCACUAUGGAAGGCCCUACCCAUUCCUGCUGCAGCCCACCGCAGCCGCUGAUGCCGAUGGCCUGGCCCCCGAUGUGCCGCUCCCAGCCGAUGGGCCUGAGCGCCUGGCGCUCUCGCCUGAAGACAAGCCCAUCCGCCUGUCCCCCUCCAAGAUCCCUGAGCCGCUGCGGGGGCCCCCAGAGGAAGAGCCACUGGUGGAGCGGGAGGUGAAGGCAGAGAUGGAGGACCUGGAUGAGAGCCCCUCGGAGCUGCAUCCACUGGGGUCGCCACUGGUGUUGCCUGCUGCCGAGGCCGUGCCGGCCCCUAGCCCCACGGGCGGCUGCGGAGCUAGUCUGCUGGAAGCUCAGGCAUUGAGCGCUGGGGGUCAGGGAGGUGCAGAGCCCUCUGAGUGCCCAGACUUUGCGGAGCAAGCUGAAGCACAGGUUGAGUCACCAGGCCGAACAGAAUCCUGCACGGCUGCCACGGACCUUGCGGGGAGGCUGACACCUGAGACACUGGUAGAGGCCAAGGAGGAGCCAGUGGAGGUGCCCGUCGACAUGCCCAUGGGGGAGGCCGUGCCCGAGAAAGCCUUGGCCCCAGCAACCCCAAGCGAGCCCCAACCCAACCUGGAAUUGCCCGACUGUGACAUGCCCUCCGGGGAGGGGGAGUGCCUGAGCCUUGAGGCCCCGGAGGCCACACCUGUGCCUGGCAGCUCCUGCUACCUGGAGGAGGCAGGCUCUGAGCAGUCUCUGCCCAGCCUGGAGGACCCACUAGCCGGCAUGAACGCCCUGGCUGCGGCGGCGGAGCUGCCUCAGGCCAGAUCCUUGCCCUCACUGGGUGCUGGACCCCAAGCCUUGGAGAAGCUGGAAGCAGCCCAGAACCUUGUCCUGGAGCAGAGUUUCCUGCACGGCAUCACCCUGCUGAGCGAGAUCGCAGAGCUGGAGCUGGAGAAGAGGAGCCAGGAGGUGGGAGGUGCGGAGCGGGGUGUGGCGACACGGCCCUCACUGGAGAGCCUGCUGGCAGCCAGUAGCCACAUGCUGCAGGAGGUGCUGGACAGCCCAUUUGUGGACCCACUCAAGAGCCUGCGGCUGCCCCGUGAGCUGAACCCCAACAAGAAGUACAGCUGGAUGCAGAAGAAGGAGGAGCGGAUGUAUGCCAUGAAGUCCUCCCUGGAGAGUAUGGACGCCAUGGAGCUGGACUUCCGCAUGCGGCUGGCCGAGGUGCAGCGGCAGUACAAGGAGAAGCAGCGUGAGCUGGUGAAGCUGCAGCGGCGCCGGGACUGCGAGGACAGGCGCGAGGACCCCCAUAGAAGCUUGGCACGCAGAGGCCCUGGCAGGCCGCGGAAACGGACCCACGCCCUGAGCGCCCUGUCGCCCCCCCGCAAGAGAGGGAAGAGCCGCGACAGUAGCGGAAAGCUGAGCAGCAAGUCCCUGCUGACAUCCGAUGACUUCGAGCUGGGAGCGGGGAUAAGGAAGAGACACAAGGGGGCUGAGGAGGAACAUGAUGCUCUCAUUGGAAAUGGGAAAGCGAGGGGCAGGAGCCAGACUUGGGAUGAACACGAAACCUCCUCUGACUUCAUGAGCCAGCUGAAAAUUAAGAAGAAGAAGAUGGCCAGCGACCAGGAGCAACUGGCAAGCAAGCUAGACAAGGCCCUCUCCCUCACCAAGCAGGACAAGUUGAAGUCCUCGUCCUUCAAGUUUUCGGACAAUGCUGGGGGGAAAUCGAAAACUAGCGGGGGCUGUAGCAGGUACUUGACUCCUUAUGACAGCCUGCUCAGCAAGGACAGAAAAGCCCUGGCCAAAGGCCUCAGCCUGUCUCUGAAAGCCUCCAGAGAAGGUAAACACAAAAGGGCUGCCAAAACCAGGAAGAUGGAGGUGGGGUUCAAGGCCAGAGGCCCAUCCAAGUCGGCCCAUUCCCCAUUCGCCUCGGAAGUGAGCAGCUACUCCUACAAUACCGACUCCGAGGAAGAUGAGGAAUUCCUGAAGGAUGAGUGGUCUGGGCAAGGCCCCUCCAGCUCCAAAUUGACAUCUUCCCUUCUGUGUGGCAUGGUGGCCAAGAACAGCAAGCCCACCGGAGGCCCCAAGCUGGCCAAGCGGGGCCUAGUGGCCACCCGGACUCUGAAACCCAAGCCGGCCGCCAACAGGAAGCAGCCAUUUUGUUUGCUGCUCCGAGAGGCCGACACUCGUUCCUCCUUCAGCGACUCUUCGGAGGACUCGUUUGACCAAGAUGAGAGCUCCGAGGAGGAGGAGGACGAGGGGCUGGAGGAGGAGGAGGACGAGGCCAGUGGCGGCUAUAGGCUGGGGGCCCGGGAGCGGGCCCUGUCGCCAGGCCUGGAGGAGAGCGGGCUGGGCCUGCUGGCACGCUUCGCAGCCAGCGCCCUGCCCAGCCCCACCGUGGGGCCGGCCCUGUCGGUGGUGCAGCUGGAGGCCAAGCAGAAGGCUCGGAAGAAGGAGGAGCGGCAGAGCCUGAUGGGCACAGAGUUCGAGUACACGGACUCGGAGAGCGAGGUCAAGGUGCGGAAGCGCUCGCCUGCUGGGCUGCUGCGGCCCAAGAAGGGGCUUGGGGAGCCGGGGGGCGGCCUGGCCGGGCCUGUGCCUAGCACCCGCGGCCCCGCCAGCCCCGACAAGGCCAAGCUGGCAGCAGAGAAGGGGCGCAAGGUGCGCAAGCUGCGCGGCCCCAAGGAGGCCGGCUUCGAGGCGGGGCCCGAGGCCAGCGACGACGACCUGUGGACACGGCGGCGCAGCGAGCGCAUCUUCCUGCACGACUCGGCCCCGGCAGCCCCCACGCCCACAGCUGCCCCCGCGCCCAAGGCCACGCGCUGUGCCAAGGGUGGCGCGCUGAGCCCGCGCAAGGACGCCGGCCGCGCCAGGGACAGGAAGGACCAGCGCAAGAAGAAGAAGGGGAAGGAGACGGGGUCGGCAGCCGCAUUGCCGCCGCCCCGUGCACCUGCCCUGCCCUCAGAGGCCCGGGCCCCUCACACCAGCUCCCUGGCCUCCACCAAGAGGAGCAAGGCCAAGGCCAAGGGGAAGGAGGUGAAAAAGGAGAACCGUGGGAAGGGGGGCGCCGUGAGCAAGCUGAUGGAGAGCAUGGCUGCUGAGGAGGACUUUGAGCCCAACCAGGACUCCAGCUUCUCCGAAGAUGAACACCUCCCACGCAGUGGGGCUCUGGAGCGGCCAUUGACACCAGCCCCCCGCUCCUGCGUCAUCGACAAGGACGAGCUUAAGGACGGGCUGCGUGUGCUCAUUCCCAUGGACGACAAGCUGCUGUAUGCUGGGCACGUGCAGACUGUGCACUCGCCAGACAUAUACCGCGUGGUGGUGGAGGGCGAGCGUGGGAACCGACCCCACAUCUACUGUCUGGAGCAGCUGCUGCAGGAGGCGAUCAUCGAUGUGAGGCCGACCUCUGCACGCUUCCUGCCCCAGGGGACCAGGAUUGCUGCCUACUGGAGCCAGCAGUACCGUUGCCUCUACCCGGGCACCGUGGUCCGAGGGUUGCUUGACCUUGAGGACGACGGGGACCUCAUCACCGUGGAGUUUGAUGACGGAGAUACUGGGAGGAUCCCCCUGUCCCACAUCCGCCUCCUGCCUCCUGACUACAAGAUCCAGUGUGCCGAGCCGUCCCCGGCCCUCCUGGUGCCAAGCGCCAAGCGCCGCAUCCGGAAAACCAGCAAAGAUACCGGGGAAGGCAAAGAAGGGGGCACAGCGGGGGCCGAGGAGCCCAGCGCCAAAGCCAGAGGCCGCGGCCGGAAGCCCAGCACCAAGGCCAAGGGCGAGAAAACUACUGUCCUGGAGGAGGGGGGCUCCACGGACGAGGUCCCCAGCACCCCCUUGGCUCUGGAGCCCAUCAGCACCCCAAGUUCCAAGAAGAGCCCCCCAGAGCCCAUGGAGAAGCGGCCUAAAGCCUCCAAAGCCCGCUCGUCACCCCCCCAGCCCAGCCCCGUUCCCCCCAGCUUUGCCGGCUGCCCGGCUCCCGAGCCCUUUGGGGAGGUGCCUGCGCCCCCCACGGCUGUGGCCCCAGUGCCCCUCGUGACCAUGCCCCUCACCAUGCCCGCCACCCGCCCCAAGCCCAAGAAGGUGCGGGCAGCCGAGGAGCCGGGCGCCAAGGGCCCUAGGAGGUCUGGUGAGGAGACCGAGCUGCUCGUCAAACUGGACCACGAGGGCGUGACGUCGCCCAAGAGCAAGAAGGCCAAGGAGGCGCUGCUCCUCCGUGAGGACACAGCCACAGGGGGCUGGCAGGAGCCCAAGGGCCUCCCGGGCCUGGGCAGCUUCCCCCCGGCCGCUGGCGGCGGUGAGCCCAAGCCUGGGCGGCCCAAGGCCCUGGAUGGCGAGCUGCCCCCAGAGCCUGGGCCGGGGCUGCAGUUUGAGGACUCGGGGGGCCCCGAGAGCCCGGACAAGGGCCAGGCUGAGCAGGACGGGGCAGAGGAGUCAGAGAGCAGUAGCAGCAGCAGCGGGGACAGCAGUGGCAGCAGCAGCAGCAGCAGCAGCAGCUCGGAGACAGAGGCCGAGGAGGAGGGUGGGAAGAACAGCGAGGAAGGCCGGGGCGGCGGGGGCCGGGCCUGCAGUGCUGCCAGCUCCAGGGCCUCCUCUCCUGCCUCCUCCUCUUCUUCCUCCUCAUCCUCUUCCUCCUCCUCCUCCUCUUCUUCCUCCUCCUCUUCUUCCUCCUCCUCUUCCUCCUCCUCUUCCUCUUCGUCUUCCUCCUCCUCCUCCUCUUCUUCCUCCUCCUCCUCCUCCUCUUCCUCCUCCUCCUCCACCACCGACGAGGACUCCUCCUGCAGCUCGGACGACGAGGCCACUCCGACUCCCGCGGCUGCUCCCUCCGCCCAGCCCACCCUCCCCACCAAGGCCUCUAAGCAGGCAGGCAAGGCAAGGGCUGUGGUCCCCUCCCCUGGCAAGAAGACUCCAGCCCCCCAGCCCCCGCCACCCCCGCCGCCGCAGCCCCCGCAGCCUAAGGCCCAGGCUGGGGCGGGUGGCAAGAGCCGGCCCAAAAAGAGGGAGGGCGUCCACCUCCCCACCACCAAGGAGCUGGCCAAGCGGCAGCGCCUGCCAUCCGUGGAGAACCGGCCCAAGAUUGCCGCCUUCCUGCCGGCCCGGCAGCUCUGGAAGUGGUUCGGCAAACCCACACAGCGGCGUGGCAUGAAGGGCAAAGCGCGCAAGCUCUUCUACAAGGCCAUCGUGCGUGGCAAGGAGAUGAUCCGCAUUGGGGACUGCGCUGUCUUCCUAUCGGCCGGCCGCCCCAACCUGCCCUACAUUGGCCGCAUCCAGAGCAUGUGGGAGUCCUGGGGCAACAACAUGGUGGUCCGUGUCAAGUGGUUCUACCACCCUGAGGAGACCAGCCCGGGCAAGCAGUUCCAUGAGAGCCAGCCCUGGGACCAGAAGUCGGGCCGGAGCCUCCCCGCUGCCCUGCAGGCCUCCAGUCAGAGGAAGGACUUCAUGGAGCGCGCCCUGUACCAGUCCUCUCACGUGGACGAGAAUGACGUGCAGACGGUGUCGCACAAGUGCCUGGUGGUGGGCCUGGAGCAGUACGAGCAGAUGCUCAAGACCAAGAAGUACCAGGACAGCGAGGGCCUCUACUACCUCGCGGGCACCUAUGAGCCCACCACGGGCAUGAUCUUCUCCACCGACGGCGUGCCCGUGCUUUGCUGA
This is a messenger RNA of Trichechus manatus latirostris (Florida manatee), 8193 nucleotides long. RefSeq names its product trinucleotide repeat containing 18 (gene TNRC18). NCBI's taxonomy places the organism in Eukaryota, Metazoa, Chordata, Mammalia, Sirenia, Trichechidae. Gene Ontology annotation, molecular function: chromatin binding. The record is from RefSeq and is a predicted model, not a curated record. The transcript is spliced from 30 exons.